Messenger RNA from Lolium rigidum, 947 nucleotides. RefSeq lists its product as uncharacterized. The transcript has a single exon. The record is from RefSeq and is a predicted model, not a curated record. The coding region runs from base 1 to 810 and encodes 269 amino acids. Lineage: Eukaryota; Viridiplantae; Streptophyta; Magnoliopsida; Poales; Poaceae.
AUGAAACAGUGGAAGUCCCUGGUGGCGCUCCAUUCCUCAGCGCAUUCCUCCUGCUUCCCGCAUCCGCCCUCGACGCCAUCGCCGUGCCCCUCGCCGCCGCGGGAGCUGGCCGAGGAGAAGCAGCAGCAGCAGCAGCAGGCGGUGAGGCUGGUGGGGUGCGACGGGCAGGUUCUGACGUUCCGCCGGCCGGUGACGGCGCGGGAACUGAUGCAGCAGCACCCGCAGCACCUUGUGUGCCGCUCCGAUGCGCUGCUCAUCGGAGAGAAGAUCCCGGCCGUCGCCCCCGCGGACGAGCUGCAGCCAGGGCAGGCCUACUUCCUGCUCCCGGACCACCUCUUCCACUCCGUGCUCUCCUUCGUCUCCCUCGCCUCCUCCCUCCUCCUGCUCCUCUCCACCGCGCCCGCCUCCUUGGCGCCGGGGGCCAAGAACAAGAAGCAGCCCCGCCCAUUCGAGCUCCACCGCACCGACUCCGGCACGCUGCAGAUCAAGUUCUCCGACGACUUCCUCGUCGGCGACGACGCCACCCAGGCUGCCGAGAAGCCGGCGGUGCUGCGCGGGGACGAGAGGCUGGAGAAGGAGUACGAGGAGUUGGUCGGAUACGGCAAGGCCCUACGGUGGGCGCCCAAGCUAGAGACCAUCCAAGAAGUGCUUGUCACCGCCGCGCCCUCCGCCCAAGGGCGUGAUAGGAGGAAGGGGAUGAAGGUCAUGCCUUUCCUCGCCAAGCUCGGAAGCCGCAGGCGGCGGGAGACGACGACGACGACCACCACCAUCAUUUGCGGCAAUGACAAUGCGGUGGCGUGCUCGGGCUAGCACGUGAUUCACAGCUGGUGGUCAACAGUCUCCGCUCCGCUGUGUAAUUAAGAUCUGGGAUUGAUUAAUUAAGGCGUGGGUGUAGCCCACGACGUGCCGGUGCAGCCUCUGCGUCCUCAUUUGUAAUUACUCAACAA